UUCCGGUAUUUUCCUCACCACACGUGUUGUCGUUUUGAGAUGUCCGAUUCAAAAUUCGCUUUGGAACAGCUCUCAAAACAUGGCUGGAAGGAAGGUUCUGGACUUGGUAAGAGCGAGAGCGGUAUUAAAGAAGCAAUCAAAGUGAAACUCAAGCAUGAUACCCAUGGGGUUGGUCAUAGCAAAGGAGACGAGUUUGCUUUCCAUUGGUGGGAUCACGUGUUUAAUAAAGCUGCCAGUAACAUCAGCGUCAACUCCACAGAGGAUGGUGUGAAGGUGAAUAAAUCAAAGGACACCAAACGGAUAUCCACGACUACCACAAAAACUUUUGACAAUAAAGCCAUGCUGUAUGGCAAAUUUCUCAAGGGUGCAACACUAUCCAAUGGAAAUUACGAGGCUACUAAUGUGGAGGAUUCUGAGGAUGAGGAAAGUGAAGAGGAAACAAAACCAGCAAGGAUACAGGACAUAGAUGAUGCUGAGCUCCUAAAGGCUUGUGGUGGAAUGACGGGUCACAAGGCUGCCAGACAUGGUCACAAGUUGAAUGGAAAAUUAGCACGAAUUGAAGAACAAGAAGCUUUGUUAUUGGCUAAAUACAAAACUGGAAAAACCAAAGUGAAAGAAAGAGAAAAUGUUACUGAAGAUAAAAUUCAGAAUGGAGAAGAUAAUGACAUACUACAGAAUGAUUGUAGUCCAAAGGAAAUAAAGAAGAAAGGAAAGAAGGACAAAUCAGAAAGGAAGAAACGUAAAAGGGAAAAGGAGGACUUGGAGUGUGUCUCAGCAGAGGAGGCCAUAGACACAGAUUCAAUUUGUAACCAUAAAAAGCAAAGGUGUGACGAGACUUCAGAGACUAUGGAGGAUGAUACAGACACAAGAAAGAAGAAAAAGAAAGAAAAGAAGAGGAAGAGUAUAGAGAUAUCUGAUAUUGUGGUUGAGGACAAUGAUUGUGAUAGGGGAUCAAAUAAGAGGAAAAAGAAAGACAAAAAACAGAAGUCUGAUGUGUGUGAGACUGAGCUUAGUGAUAACGAUUCAAAAAAGAAGAAAAAGAAAGAUUUAAAAAGACAGUCCUUUGAGGAUGAGACUCCAUUAAAUAAUGAUUUACAAGAUGACACAAAGACAAAAAAGAAGAAAAGUAAAAAACGAAAGAAAGAAAAAUCAAGUGAUUAAUUUGAGAAAUUUAUAUUAAAAUUAAAUUAAAAGUAAAACGAGAUUGAUAUUUAAUGCAUUACAUUAUUCAAAGCAAGGGAACUAUUUAUGGUAAUGAAUAUUUCUUUUUUUG
Molecule: messenger RNA, 1273 nt
Organism: Pecten maximus
Lineage: Eukaryota; Metazoa; Mollusca; Bivalvia; Pectinida; Pectinidae
Product: G patch domain-containing protein 4-like
Exons: 7
Coding region: 40-1161 (373 amino acids)
Biological process (GO): regulation of ribosome biogenesis
Cellular component (GO): nucleolus
Molecular function (GO): nucleic acid binding
Source: RefSeq, a predicted model, not a curated record